Messenger RNA from Diabrotica virgifera virgifera (western corn rootworm), 3136 nucleotides. RefSeq lists its product as uncharacterized. Lineage: Eukaryota; Metazoa; Arthropoda; Insecta; Coleoptera; Chrysomelidae. Gene Ontology annotation, cellular component: membrane. The record is from RefSeq and is a predicted model, not a curated record. The transcript is spliced from 14 exons. The coding region runs from base 311 to 2314 and encodes 667 amino acids.
ACACUCACGGACUCACACUAGUUGCUGCUACGACUUUGUCGAGGGAGAUUGUGCGUAGAAAAGUUCGCAGAGUGUCGGGAAAUUUAGUUUAUUUUUUGUGUUGGUUUGUGAUUGUUUCUAUUGUUAGUGAAUGGUAUUUUCUGGAGCUUUUCAAUACAAAAGUAAGCAGUAUGCAAAUUCUAAAUACACUAGAACAUUACCUUAAAGGUAACCAUGGAGUGAACAAAUGAAGAAAAGAUGGAAAAUAGUGCGACUUGUACAGCAACUGAUCUGAACCAUUUAGAAUAACAUUCGAACUGAAAGAAGCACAAUGAAUAUUAACCGUAAUUUAAUUUCCCUAAAAUGUAUAUUAUUCCUAGUUUUUGGGGCUAUAGGAAGCCUGUUUCCUUUUCUACCUCUCCAUAUGAACUCACUCGGACUUUCGAAGGACGAAUCGAUAGUAGUUUCGAUAGUAGCACCGAUAAUAGCUUUAAUAGGACCGUUAGUGGCAGCUCCGUUAGCAGAUAGAUUAGCAGGUACUUCGAGUAAUACCUCAAAAGGCAGAAAUGGAGCCUAUCUUAGGGUUAUGAUUGCAGUAUCAUUGGCGUUUGCGACGAUACUUUACUGGUUGCUACUAGUCAUCCCACCAAUCAAAAAGAACGCGAAUGUUACCUUUAUAUGUAAUGAAGAAGGAGGCUAUGUUUUACAGGAUAGAUGUGGAACGAACUGUUAUGAUUGGAAUACUGAUAAAGGAUCAUUAUUAGUAAAAAACUGUAUAUACACAUGCAAUGAGACUUCAGCUUACCAAGUGCACGAAUCAACGCUUCCUUCAUUCCUAAAAGAAAGCCAUGAAGCAACAGGAAGUGAUAGCGAUAGUUACUACGAUGGGGACAGUGGGUCAGAUGUAAUACCCGAUUUAGAAGUUGAAGUGACCACUACCCCUGCUCCUGCUGUCGAAACUGCCACCGGAAUAUACUUCGAGCCUCAUCCCCAUAUGUGCUACAGGAAUGAUACCGGCUACGACCUUUGCGAAGUAUACACCGACUACUCCAAGCCGAUUAACUUCCACAUCGGAUUAAAGUCAUCAGUGCCGUUUUCCAGCCCGGAAAACAGGACCUGCAAGUUUCCAACAUUUGAAUCCUUCCAGUGUAGAAUUCGUCCAGAUGUCCAAAAGAACUUAACUAACUAUGUAAAAGACUGCAAACCAAUUGUUAUUUGCGAAAUUCACAACCCCUACAACAACGAGAACAGUUUAUUAGAAAGAUCUCAAUGUGGAAACAGUAGCUUUUGGUUGUACAUCUUCGUUAGAUCUAUCGCUGACUUAUUCCUAGCGGCGACUGUAGUUCUGAUUACCACUGCUGUUGUAAUUGCUACAAGAGAGACAUCUACAGGCAGAGGAGAUGUUGGCAAGCAAUUCGCAGCGGGAGCCUUGGGAUUCGCUAUUUUUGCUCCUAUUAUAGGCGGAUGUGCAAAUGGUGGAUAUUUGGAAUCUAUCAUUUGCUUUACGGUUUUAGCUGCGCUUGCUGUUUUGCUGCUUCUAGCUGAUAAUUCCAUUCCACUUAGUCCUCCAGAAUGGUGGUGGCACACAAGAUGCGGCCUAUUAGCGCUUCCAAUGUCUUCUGUGAGAAAAUAUGGUUGGGAAGUUGCUUCGCUUGGUCUGGUGUUAUUCCUUCUGGGUGUAUUUUGGAGUGCUAUCGAUUCAUUUUUGCCCUGGCAUAUAGUCAAUGAAGAGAAUGGGGAACCGUUAGUUAUAGGAAUGACGGUCACCGUGGGAGCUAUUCCAGCCGUGAUAUUCUUGAUAUUUGCUGAAAUAUUUGUAGAUUACUGCGGCCAUAAUAACAUUCUUAUCUUCUGUUUUGUUAAUUAUAUCUGCCAUCAUUUAGGUCUCAUGUUCUUCGAUAACGCCUGGUAUAUCCUCAUUUGUGAAUGGUUGGAAGUGUUCACAUUACAUAUUAUGUACAUAACUACCGUACUCUACUUAAGACAUCUGGUUCCAAGGAAAUUCACUGCUUGCGGACAAGCACUGCCAAUCAUUGCUCACUUUUGUUUAGGUCGUUGUAUUGGAGUUGUAUUGGGAGGACUGGCCUUUUCUGACUUCAACUCAGAAUAUGUGUUCCAGAACGUUCACAAAUACUUCUGCGUUGCCGCUGUAGUAGUGGCGAUAAUUUAUUUCUGUUUGUACCAUUUCUACCUGAAAGCCUACUGCAUUCCCCCCGUACAUUUGCCCCCGGCCCCUGCCCCAGCUCUUAUACAAAGUAUGAAUGGCAACGGAGCUUACACACCCCUCAGAGUUUACCACAACAGCAAAUCAAAGAAAGGCCACUUUAGAUAUUAAUUAAUUCUAAACAUGUACUAACCAAAAUCAGCUUUACAUAUUUUUGUAAGAAUAUUUUUGAAUCUCAAUUCUAAGCUUUUUGUACCUCGUACAAACUUAUUUUUACGGCAACUGUUGUCAUAAUCUAAGUGACAGAUAGUAAUUGACUUAUGUAAUUCUUACGAGAGUUGGUAAAUGUUCAAUAUAUUUUGAGGGUAGCUUUAAGUAUCUUGUUAUUUAUUUUAGAAGGAAACAUAUAUUUUUGUGCCACUAUGUAAUCUACGAAUUCUGAUUUAUAUAGUUUGUCUAGUUUAUUUCUGUUUACAUCUAAAAGAACUGGCAAAAAUGUUAAAAUAUGUUAUAACAAAAAUCUCAAAUUUCUAACUGUAUUCUUUUCAUAACGAUACAAAUAUUUAUGGUAUCUAUAACAUCCUGUAAAAAGGGUUAAUUAUAUGGUAGCUUAGUAGUAUGUAUUUUGUAAUUUAUAGAUAAUUUGGUUUAAUUUUGGAAUAUAUAAAUUUGCUAUAUAUUAAUACUCAUUUUGAGUUACCUAUUAUCAAAUGUGAAUUUUAUCUACAAAAAAUUCUGCUAAAUUUAGUAGUUUGUAAUGAAUCACUGAACAUUUACCAAUCCUUUUAUUAUGUGAUACUGCCAUUACCUUGUAAAAAGAAUAAAAUUAUUUUAAAUAUUGUAUCAAAUGAGAGUUUAUCAAAAGCUUUUUUACUUUAAACCUAACAUUUUUUAAUUAUAGUCAGCUUUCUAUUUCUGUUGUAAAUUGUUUUAUAUAAAGUUUUGUAUUUAUUUGUUUUUUUACAAUAAAUCUAUGACAAAUUUUACACUACA